AUGACGUGUCCGAGUAAGAUAGUCAAAACCAGUUACUCAAGAGAUUGGCAAGAUAAUAAAUCCCUAAAAGAAUGCAUGAUGUAUAUGCUGAAGAAAGAAAUUAUGUGUGAUGCGAUUUUUCGAGUUGGGGCAGAACAAAGUAUUGUUAAAGUGCAUAAGUACAUGUUGGCUAGUCGGAGUCCAGUGUUCUAUACUAUGUUUGAAGGUGCAUGUCCGGAAAAGGGAGAAGUCAUUGUACCAGAUGUAAAUUUGGGUACAUUUAAAGUCUUGCUAAAGUAUAUUUAUUCAGAUGUACUGGAUCUUUCUCUUGACAAUAUUCAAGAAGUACUUUACGUUGCAGAAAAAUACAUGCUAUCAGCAAUGCAAAAUGAAUGUGCAGUUCUGCUUUCAUCAUCAGUUGAAACAUCAAAUGCCUCAAUUCUUUAUCAUAUUCAGUACAAUGCAGCAGAAUUUCUAAAAGCGCCAAAUGCUAUUAAGAUGUCAAAAGAAUGCAUGGAAUCUAUCCUUCAAUUAGAUUCGGCAAAUUGUUCCGAAACAGAUAUUUGCCAAUUUCUUAUAAAGUGGGCAGGUAGUCAAUGUGAGGCAGAGAAGAUCACACCGUCAGGUGAAAACAUGCGAAAAAUAACUGGUUCCCUGUUGUAUCUUGUCAGGUUUCCUCUUAUUGACAAAAUAUAUUUUGCAAACGAGAUUAUUCAUUCUGGGUUCCUGACUUUGGAAGAGGUAGUUAGUGUAUUUUCUUCCCAUUAUGGUCAGAAAAAUGAAUUUUUCGCAGAGUCAGUCCGCAAAGUAUGUUACCAGAAAAGUUACAGGGUUUUGAGGCAUAGUUAUUUAUCAAAUUCAUGGAUGUUAUACAGGAAUAAGGAGAAUGAUGCUUUGCAGAUAACAGUCAAUAAGAACAUCGAGCUUAAGUCUGUUAUCUUAUAUGGUGCAGUUGGCAAUGUAUCUUGCAAUGACAGAGAAAUUAUUGUAAAAAUUUUAAAUGAUAAUGGAAAUGAAAUAUGUAACCAAACAUAUGAGAGUUGCACUCAUGUGUGUGAUGUGCAGACUGUUGUUUUGUCAGAGCCUAUUCCAUUGAAUUCAAAUGAAUGUUUCACCAUUAUGGUAAACAGUGUGAAGUUUGUAGCAUACUAUGGGAACAAAUGCAAGCCAGAAUGCAGAAUAGAUGAUAUGACUGAACAAAGGAGAAUGGAAAACUGGCGAGAUGGGAAAUCAUUAUCAGAAUGCAUGGUAUACAUGUUAGAGAGGGAAAUUAUGUAUGAUGUCACUUUCCGUGUUGGAACAGAAGAAAGUAUUUUCAAAGCAAACAAGUACAUGUUGGCAAGUCGGAGUCAAGUUUUCUGUGAUAUGUUUGAAGGGUCUUAUCCCGAAAAGGGGGAUAUCAAGGUAUCAGAUAUCAAUUCGGCAACAUUUAAAGUUUUAUUAAAGUAA
Messenger RNA from Mytilus californianus (California mussel), 1428 nucleotides. RefSeq names its product BTB/POZ domain-containing protein 6-like. Gene Ontology annotation, biological process: neurogenesis. Gene Ontology annotation, cellular component: cytosol. The transcript has 5 exons. Gene Ontology annotation, molecular function: protein binding. Lineage: Eukaryota; Metazoa; Mollusca; Bivalvia; Mytilida; Mytilidae. The record is from RefSeq and is a predicted model, not a curated record. The coding region runs from base 1 to 1428 and encodes 475 amino acids.